Molecule: messenger RNA, 1629 nt
Organism: Pistacia vera
Lineage: Eukaryota; Viridiplantae; Streptophyta; Magnoliopsida; Sapindales; Anacardiaceae
Product: zinc transporter 4, chloroplastic-like
Exons: 4
Coding region: 320-1597 (425 amino acids)
Biological process (GO): zinc ion transmembrane transport
Cellular component (GO): plasma membrane
Molecular function (GO): zinc ion transmembrane transporter activity
Source: RefSeq, a predicted model, not a curated record
CGACACUAUCUCCCUCAUUCUCUUGCAAAAAGUUGCAACUGCAAACUCUACCUUCUUCUCUUACUCUUCCUUUUCGUCAAAUUAUGUCGACACUCUCUCGUUAUUCCCUUUUUCUUUCUCUUUCUGUAUCGAGCUUUGCAAAUAUAAGAUAACAGCAUCGGUCUUCGCUUUUAGCCGAUCGAUUACGUCUUUCACUCUCUCUGUUUCUGUUUUUGUAUUCAUAAAUAAAGAUUCUUGUUCGCUGAGAAAUCCCAUCAACAACCUUUUCACUAUUAUUUUUGUUCAUUUUCAUUAUUAAUACCCUUUCCAUUCUCUUCCCAUGUUAUUCAUCGAGGAACUUUGGGAGUUGCAGUUUUUCGAUUACUUUCGAUCAAAAACUCAGGUUUUCCUAGGGUUAUUUUUGCAGAGCAUCUCGGAUUCAAUGGUUACUGCCAACUGCAAAUCCGCUGACCUUGAAACCUGCCGUAACGAUGCGGCGGCGUUUACUCUCAAAUUCGUUGCAAUUGCUUCUAUUCUGAUCGCUGGAAUUGUCGGAGUCGCAAUUCCUCUUGUCGGCAAGCACCGUCGUUUUUUACGCACCGACGGCAGCCUCUUCGUCGCCGCUAAAGCUUUUGCCGCUGGUGUAAUUCUGGCCACCGGUUUCGUGCACAUGUUAUCCGGAGGUUCCAAGGCUUUGAAUGACUCGUGUUUGCCCGAAUACCCAUGGUCCAAGUUCCCGUUCGCCGGGUUUUUCGCCAUGGUGGCUGCUCUGCUGACGCUUCUUGUUGAUUUUAUGGGAACUCAGUAUUACGAGAGGAAACAGGGGCUGACCCGGACCACUGAGGAUCAGGGUCGGGUUGGAUCGGUUGAUGCUGUGUCGGAGUCGGGUAUUGUUCCGGUUGUGGAUAACAAGGAGCGGAAUGGGAAAGUGUUCGGUGAAGAGGAAGGUGGUGGCAUGCACAUUGUGGGGAUGCAUGCGCACGCGGCGCACCAUAGACAUAGCCACCCUCAUGGCCAGGACGCUUGUGAGGGACUCGUCAUCGUCAAGGAUCAAGCCCAUGGACACGGACACGGACACGGGCAAGGUCAUGGACACGGGCACUCGCACGGGUUUGGUGAUGGUGAUGAGGAGAAUGGUGUUCGGCACGUCGUCGUUUCGCAGGUGUUGGAACUUGGAAUCGUAUCACACUCGAUUAUUAUUGGGAUUUCACUUGGAGUUUCAAACAGUCCAUGUACAAUAAGACCUUUAAUUGCAGCAUUAUCAUUCCAUCAGUUCUUUGAAGGGUUUGCACUUGGGGGUUGUAUUUCCCAAGCUCAAUUCAACACUUCAUCAGCUGCACUAAUGGCAUGCUUUUUCGCCAUCACUACUCCAUUAGGUAUUGGGAUUGGUACUGGAAUUGCUUCAGUGUACAACCCCUAUAGCGCAGGUGCAUUGAUUGUCGAAGGUGUCUUAGAUUCCAUGUCGGCUGGAAUUCUAGUUUACAUGGCUUUAGUGGAUCUAAUUGCUGCUGAUUUUCUGAGUAAGAGGAUGAGCUGCAAUUUUAGGCUUCAAGUUGUUUCAUAUUUUAUGCUUUUCUUUGGAGCUGGAUUGAUGUCUUUGCUUGCAAUCUGGGCUUGAAGAUAUCAAAACGAUUUAUCUUUUAUGGUUUA